CAACCAACAAUGGCGGACACGCUUUUAUUGAGAGUGUUAAAAUCGAAGCCAAAUCAACUAAAAUUAAACAACCAAAAACUACAGACAAUUCCCAAAAUCAUCGGAAAACUUGAAAGACUAACUUUAUUGGACAUAAAGAACAAUAAAUUAAAGGAUCUGCCGGAUGAAGUGAGCCAUUUAUACGAGCUAACAAGUUUGAAUCUUGGAAACAACGAAUUUGAGGAGAUUCCGCAAUGUGUUAUAUCGCUCACAAAUUUAAUAAAAUUACACGCUUUUGGAAAUAAAAUUAGUAAAAUUAACCCUGUUUUAUUUGACAGUUUGGAGAAUUUAACAUUUCUGAAUUUGAAUGGCAACAGAUUGACUGAAAUACCCCCAGAAAUAUGCAGACUCGGAAACCUAAAAUUCUUGAGUAUUGACAAUAACAAAAUUGAUGGAUUUCCUCUGGAAUUCUGUGCUUUGACACAGUUAACAGAACUCCAUGCAGCAGGAAACAACAUUUCCAGUCUUCCGUUAGAAUUUGGCUUUUUGACAAAUUUAGAACGACUUCAUCUUCAGAAAAAUAAAAUACGUGAGUUACCGGAGAGUAUAGGAAAAUGCUAUAAGUUACGUGUCCUGGAUAUCGCAGCGAAUGAACUGAGAAUUUUUCCCACAGAGAUUGGCGCCAUUCCUUUAAAAGAGCUCUAUUGUGAAGAAAAUCCGCUUUUACAACAUAUACCAGUUCAUUCCGUCCAAGAAGAAGAGGUUUUAGCUUUGAAAGAGAUCACUGCACGAUUUAUAAUGAAAGAAUUGAAGGACAGAUGGUCAUAUUUACGGAAGUGUAUUCGCCACUAUCCUGAUAUAAGAGAUAUGUUAUCACAAGCUAGUAAAUGUGCAGUUUGUGGAGAAUCUUUUCUCAAUACCUGGUUAGAAUGCGUACGAUUCAUCAGCACAAAACAGAACUUGAAAGUAUCGAAUAUGUCCGGGUCUGUUCCGGUUAGAGCUCUGCUGUGUUCAUAUAAAUGUUUUAACAGUGCAGGUCAUGAUUAUUAUGGUGUUGCAUUCCCAUAGCAUUCAAUAACAUUGUUAUGAGCAAACAAAAACAUUGUUAGUAAUGUUAGUGAUAUGAAAAUUUACUGUAUAUUACUCAGGAUUUACCAUGUACAGUUCUUGUAAAAAAUUUUCUAAUUCAAAUCUAAUGAUACUGUCAUUAUAAGUUCUGUACCAGUAUUAAUCAUACAUCAGUUAGUAUCAUGAAAGGUGCCGUAUAAAAUAAUAUUUACCAUAUACUACACACAUGCCUGGAUAUAAAGCACCUGUCACAGACAUUGUCAAGUACAAAUUUAUCACAUAACAUACAUAUAUUUCAUUAUUAAAAAAUGUUAUGUGAUAUUUGUGUCUAUGUCUGUGGCAGGUGCCUUAUGUCCAGGCGUGUUUCACACCAACGAAUAGCUGUGACUUUAUUCUAGUCGUUAUAUGCAAGCCGAGCUGGUGAGCGAUAUUUGUCUAAAGAUUAGAUAAAUCAUGGACAUCCAUGGAUAAAUCUACUCUACUGGCUGACAGACAUCUUCCUUGUUGCAGUGUAAGCUUUAAUUAAUUUUAUGAAAUGACAGUUCUGUUUACAAAUAAGUUUAGAGGGCGCCAUCAGACAGAGAUAAUCUAAUUAACUACAUGAAAGACAUAUAUAUUCCGAGGCACUGGCGAAUUUGUUUACCUUGAGACAUUUGACUAUAAAUUUCAGGAGUUGCAGUACAAUAAAAAAUUAAAUAAUAUAUAUAUAUGAGAGAGAGAGAGAGAGAGAGAGAUGGGGUUUAACAUCCACUCUACAUAAUUUCAAUUAUUUCGCUUGUGCGUAGCGGUCUUUAGCAGUGGGAGGAAACCGGAGGAGACGGAUAAAACCAACAGGGUUGGACAGGCGACCCUACUCCAUGUCAACUGGGGAAUCAAAACCAGGUCUGUUUACUCAAUGACAGACCUUAUGAUACAGCGCGCAUGUGCUAACCAUUCCCCCCCCCCCCCCCCCCAAUAUAAUAUGUAUGUCCUAAAUUUUGUCUCAAGAUAUGACCUCUUUUUGUCUAAUUUUAACUCAGCAUGAAGAAUUGGUAUUGUAUGGAUUGAGUAUUAAGUAUGGUUUGGGUACUGUAUAAAUUGUACAGAUUUAUGUUAUUUAUUUUUUACAAAAAUAUAUAUUGUUAUGAAUGAGUGUAUACAUAUUAAAAGAUGAAAAUCAAAAAUUGUAAAAAAAAAAACCUUGUUGUUGAUAAAAUUAAGACCUGAAAAAGGGAGAAAAUAUCAGAAAUCAUUGUUAUCAGAUGUGUUUUGUUAAUCACACAGGAGGACUACAUUUUUUGUUGUUGAUAAAAUUAAGAACAACAAAAAGGCGAAAACAUCAAAAAUCAUAGUCUAUGUCAGAUCUGUUUUGUAUAAUCACAUAGGCUUACAUUUGCUGUUUAAUUAAUAAUUUAUUAUAAAUCAAUAAAAUCUCUGAUAUUUUUCUAAAAGCAGAUGCUUUUCUGUGAAAAUCUGAUCAUUUAUUCUUUUCAACUCAUUUUACACAAUGUGAAGUUCACUCACAGCAUGGAACCCUUCAUUAAUAGUAUACCCUGGCAAGAAUUCAAUUACUUUGUAGCAAUAUUAAAAAAUUUGUAGCUAUUUUGAAUUCACAAAGCAUGAGAGUUUGUGAAAUGAAUAUAUGACAUAUCAUUGUAAUACUGAA
Molecule: messenger RNA, 2692 nt
Organism: Patella vulgata (common limpet)
Lineage: Eukaryota; Metazoa; Mollusca; Gastropoda; Patellidae
Product: leucine-rich repeat-containing protein 69
Exons: 1
Coding region: 10-1047 (345 amino acids)
Molecular function (GO): protein binding
Source: RefSeq, a predicted model, not a curated record